Messenger RNA from Colletotrichum orchidophilum, 7110 nucleotides. Its product is annotated as PROCN domain-containing protein. Gene Ontology annotation, cellular component: U5 snRNP; catalytic step 2 spliceosome. NCBI's taxonomy places the organism in Eukaryota, Fungi, Ascomycota, Sordariomycetes, Glomerellales, Glomerellaceae. Gene Ontology annotation, biological process: mRNA splicing, via spliceosome; spliceosomal tri-snRNP complex assembly. The transcript has 2 exons. Gene Ontology annotation, molecular function: U5 snRNA binding; protein binding; metallopeptidase activity. The record is from RefSeq and is a predicted model, not a curated record. Bases 1 to 7110 code for a protein of 2369 amino acids.
AUGUCCUUUCCCCCACCACCACCCCCCGGAUGGGGUCCUCCUCCACCGCCGCCUCCUCCUCCAUCAUCGUCCCUCCCUCCACCACCAGCAGCACCAGCUCCCCCGCCACCGGGUUAUCGCCCCCCGACCGAUCCCCAGAUCGCCAAGUUCGCCCAAAAGAAGAAGGAAUGGCUUCGGAGUCAGCGCAACCGAUUCGGCGAGAAGCGUAAGGGUGGCUUUGUUGAGACGCAGAAGGCAGACAUGCCCCCUGAGCAUCUGCGCAAGAUCGUCAAGGAUAUUGGCGAUGUGUCGCAGAAGAAGUACACAAGCGAUAAGCGCAGUUACCUCGGUGCAUUGAAGUUCAUGCCCCAUGCUGUGAUGAAGCUUCUCGAAAAUAUGCCCAUGCCGUGGGAGUCUGAUAGAAAAGUCAAGGUCCUGUACCAUGUCAACGGCUGUUUGACGUUGGUUAAUGAGAUCCCCAGAGUCAUUGAACCUGUUUUCUUUGCGCAGUGGGCAAUGAUGUGGACAUUUAUGAGGAAGGAGAAGGCCGACAGACGUCUCUUCAAGCGCAUGCGAUUUCCCCCUUUCGAUGAUGAAGAACCACCCCUGUCAUGGUCGGAGAAUAUCGAGGACGUUGAGCCCCUGGAGCCUAUCCAAAUGGAGCUGAACGAAGAGGAGGAUGCCGCCGUGUUCGAGUGGUUUUAUGACCACAGGCCGCUCCUCGAUACUCCUCACGUCAAUGGCGACAGCUAUAGGUCGUGGAAUCUUAACCUACAGCAGAUGGCUACGCUUUUCAGAUUGAGUCGGCCUCUCAUCUCUGACGUGGUGGAUAAGAACUACUUCCACCUCUUCGAUCUGCGAAGCUUCCUCACAGGAAAGGCUCUCAAUGUCGCCCUGCCCGGUGGACCCCGAUUCGAGCCUCUCUACAAGGAUAUUGAUCCCAACGACGAGGAUUUUGGAGAGUUCAACGCCAUCGACCGAAUCAUCUUCAGAAACGCCAUUCGCACAGAGUUCCGGGUGGCUUACCCCUAUCUGUACAACUCUCUCCCUAGAAGUGUGCACUUAGCAUGGCACUCCCACCCUCAGGUGGUCUUCGAGAGAUCAGACAACCCCGACCUACCUGCUUUCCACUUCGAUCGCAGAAUUCAUCCCAUUUCUUCGCGUGCGGUGGCGCCAAAGAAUCUCACAGUGAGCCACGAGGAUGAGAUAUUCGGAGCUGGCAACAACGAGGAGCCUGAAGAUGACGCGUUUGAACUCCCUGCUGAAUUUGAGCCUUUCCUUGGGGACGAGGAACUGACCAACGAAGACACUGCAUCGGCAAUUGAGUUGUGGUGGGCUCCCUUCCCAUUCGAUCGUCGUUCAGGUCGCAUGGUGCGGGCUCAGGAUGUUCCUCUUAUCAAGCAAUGGUACUUGGAGCACCCUCCAUCAGACAAGCCGCCGGUCAAGGUUCGCGUCUCUUACCAGAAGCUGCUCAAGAACUUUGUCUUGAAUGAACUCCACAAGAAGAAGCCCAAGGCACAGCAAAAUCAGAACCUGAUGCGCAACCUGAAGCAGACAAAGUUCUUCCAGCAGACUGAGAUCGACUGGGUUGAAGCUGGUCUUCAAGUCUGCAGACAGGGUUUCAACAUGCUCAACCUCCUUAUUCAUCGCAAGAACCUGACCUACCUUCACCUCGAUUACAACUUUAAUUUGAAGCCUGUCAAGACCUUGACCACCAAGGAGCGAAAGAAGUCCCGUUUCGGAAACGCAUUCCAUCUCAUGCGUGAGAUUCUGCGGUUGACCAAGCUGAUUGUGGAUGCCCAAGUGCAGUACCGUCUUGGCAACAUCGACGCUUUCCAAUUGGCUGAUGGUAUUCUGUACGCCUUCAAUCACGUUGGACAGCUUACCGGCAUGUACCGCUACAAGUACAAGCUUAUGCACCAAAUUCGUUCAUGCAAGGACUUGAAGCACUUGAUUUACUACCGCUUCAACUCCGCGCCCGUCGGCAAGGGUCCCGGCUGCGGUUUCUGGGCUCCCGCCUGGAGAGUCUGGCUCUUCUUCAUGCGAGGUAUCAUCCCUCUUCUUGAGAGGUGGCUUGGAAACUUGCUGUCCCGUCAAUUCGAGGGCCGUCACAGCAAGGGCGUUGCCAAGACAGUCACCAAGCAGCGUGUGGAGUCUCACUUUGAUCUCGAACUCCGUGCGUCUGUUAUGGCUGACCUGAUGGACAUGAUGCCCGAGGGUAUCAAGCAGAAUAAGGUCAACAUCGUCCUCCAGCACUUGUCUGAGGCUUGGAGAUGCUGGAAGAGCAACAUUCCCUGGAAGGUGCCUGGUCUGCCGGCACCCAUUGAGAACAUCAUCUUGCGUUACGUGAAGGCAAAGGCUGACUGGUGGAUUUCUGUCGCUCACUACAACCGAGAGCGUAUCCGCCGUGGAGCAACCGUUGACAAGACUGUAGCCAAGAAGAACGUUGGUCGUCUUACCCGACUGUGGCUCAAGGCCGAGCAAGAGAGACAGCACAACCACAUGAAGGACGGUCCCUACGUUUCUUCAGAGGAGGCUGUCGCGAUUUACACCACCACAGUUCACUGGUUGGAGUCUCGCAAGUUCUCUCCCAUUCCUUUCCCCAGUGUGUCUUACAAGCACGACACCAAGAUCCUCAUUCUGGCACUGGAGCGCUUGCGAGAGGCUUACUCUGUCAAGGGUCGUCUCAACCAGAGUCAGCGCGAGGAGCUGGCUUUGAUCGAGCAGGCAUAUGAUAGUCCUGGCACCACGCUGGAGCGUAUCAAGCGUUUCCUCCUCACACAGCGCGCCUUCAAGGAAGUCGGAAUCGACAUGAACGACAACUAUAGCACCAUCAACCCUGUAUAUGACAUUGAGCCCAUCGAGAAGAUCAGUGAUGCCUACCUCGACCAGUACCUGUGGUACCAGGCCGACCAACGCCACCUCUUCCCCGCGUGGAUCAAGCCCUCAGACUCUGAAGUGCCGCCACUUCUGACCUACAAGUGGGCGCAGGGAAUCAACAACCUCGACAAGGUCUGGGAAACCGAAAAUGGAGAGUGCAACGUCAUGAUCGAGACGGAGCUGUCCAAGGUCUACGAGAAGAUUGAGCUUACCUUGCUCAACUCUCUGCUUCGGUUGAUCAUGGAUCACAACCUUGCGGACUAUAUCACUGCCAAGAAUAACGUGCAGCUGACAUACAAGGACAUGAACCACGUGAACAGCUACGGCAUGAUUCGUGGACUGCAGUUCUCCGCAUUCGUUUUCCAGUACUACGGUCUUGUGCUCGACCUUCUUCUCCUGGGCCCUCAGCGGGCGAGUGAGAUCGCGGGACCUCCUCAGAGCCCCAACGAUUUUCUUCAGUUCCGUGACAGAGAAACCGAGACAAGACACCCUAUCCGUCUCUACACUCGUUAUAUUGACAAGAUUUGGGUCUUCCUGCGUUUCACGGCCGAUGAGUCCCGAGAUCUCAUUCAACGUUUCCUCACUGAGCAACCUGAUCCCAACUUUGAGAAUGUUAUUGGUUACAAGAGCAAAAAGUGUUGGCCUCGUGACUCGCGUAUGCGUCUCAUGAGGCACGACGUCAACCUGGGCCGAGCCGUCUUCUGGGAUCUGAAGAACCGUUUGCCGCGGUCUGUCACCACCAUUGAAUGGGAUGACAGCUUUGCUAGCGUCUACAGUCGCGACAACCCGAACUUGUUGUUUUCAAUGUGCGGUUUCGAGGUUCGCAUCCUGCCCAAGUGCAGAAAUCAGAAUGACGAUUUCUCAGUCAAGGACAGUGUUUGGUCCUUGGUUGACAAUACAAGCAAAGAGAGGACGGCGCACGCGUUCCUUCAGGUCACGGAGGAGGACAUUCAAAAGUUCAACAACCGGAUCCGUCAAAUUCUCAUGUCUUCGGGAUCGACCACAUUCACCAAGAUUGCCAACAAGUGGAACACUGCCUUGAUCGCGCUAUUCACGUACUACCGCGAGGCAGCAGUUUCUACCGUGAGCUUGCUCGACACCAUUGUCAAGUGCGAAACGAAAAUUCAAACGAGAGUUAAGAUCGGAUUGAACUCCAAGAUGCCUUCUCGUUUCCCUCCGGCAGUGUUCUAUACUCCGAAGGAACUGGGAGGUCUGGGCAUGAUUUCCGGCUCGCAUAUCUUGAUUCCUGCCAGUGAUAAGCGGUGGUCAAAGCAGACUGACACUGGCGUGACACAUUACCGCGCCGGAAUGACGCAUGACGAAGAAACGCUCAUCCCCAACAUCUUCCGAUACAUCAUCCCAUGGGAGGCCGAGUUCAUCGACUCUCAGCGAGUCUGGACGGAAUAUUCACAGAAGAGAUUGGAAGCCAACCAACAGAAUCGUCGUCUGACCCUCGAGGAUCUGGAGGAUAGUUGGGAUCGCGGCUUGCCGCGUAUCAACACCCUUUUCCAGAAGGACAGGAGCACCUUGAGUUUUGACAAGGGCUUCCGCGCUCGCGCAGAGUUCAAGAUCUAUCAGCUCAUGAAAAAUAACCCUUUCUGGUGGACUAGCCAGCGGCACGACGGAAAAUUGUGGAACCUCAACGCUUACCGCACCGAUGUCAUCCAAGCUCUCGGUGGUGUAGAAACUAUCCUGGAGCACACCUUGUUCAAAGCAACAGGUUUCCCAUCAUGGGAAGGCUUGUUCUGGGAAAGAGCGAGCGGUUUCGAAGAAUCCAUGAAGUUCAAAAAGUUGACGAACGCUCAACGAUCCGGUUUGAACCAGAUUCCCAACAGACGCUUCACCCUCUGGUGGUCGCCUACAAUCAACAGAGCCAACGUCUACGUCGGUUUCCAGGUUCAGCUUGAUCUCACGGGCAUCUUCUUGCACGGAAAAAUUCCCACCCUGAAGAUCUCGCUCAUCCAGAUUUUCCGAGCUCACUUGUGGCAGAAGAUCCACGAGUCUGUUGUCAUGGAUUUGUGCCAGGUCUUUGACCAAGAACUCGAGUCCCUUGGCAUUGAGACGGUGCAGAAGGAGACAAUUCAUCCCAGAAAGUCUUACAAGAUGAACAGUUCUUGUGCCGACAUUCUGCUCUUCGCCAGCCACAAGUGGAACGUCACUCGACCUUCACCCCUAUUUGACACCAAGGAUGUGAUCGAGCCUACCACGACGAACAAGUUUUGGAUCGAUGUCCAGCUGAGAUACGGCGACUACGACUCUCACGACAUUGAGAGAUACACUCGUGCAAAGUACCUCGACUACACCACGGACAGUGCCAGUAUCUACCCUUCGGCAACCGGCCUCAUGAUUGGUAUUGACCUGGCUUAUAACCUGUACUCUGCGUACGGCAUGUACUUCCCCGGUCUGAAGGUCCUCGUCCAGCAGGCCAUGGCCAAGAUUAUGAAGGCCAACCCGGCUCUUUACGUCCUGAGAGAGCGUAUCCGCAAGGGUCUGCAGCUUUACGCCUCCGAGAGCAACCAGGAGUUCCUCAACUCCCAGAACUACUCUGAACUUUUCAGUAACCAAACGCAGCUCUUCAUUGACGACACCAACGUCUACCGUGUGACGAUCCACAAGACUUUUGAGGGCAACUUGACUACCAAGCCCAUCAACGGUGCCAUUUUCAUCUUCAACCCUAGAACCGGUCAACUGUUCUUGAAGAUUAUUCACACGAGCGUUUGGGCUGGUCAGAAGCGUCUCGGACAAUUGGCAAAAUGGAAGACUGCCGAAGAAGUAGCGGCCCUGAUCCGCUCCCUUCCCGUGGAAGAGCAGCCGAAACAGCUCAUUGUCACCCGCAAGGGUCUGCUGGAUCCUUUGGAAGUCCACUUGCUCGACUUCCCAAACAUUGCCAUCAGAGCCUCAGAGCUGCAGCUGCCUUUCCAGGCCGCCAUGAAGGUCGAGAAGCUUGGAGACAUGAUCCUCCGUGCCACCGAACCGCAGAUGGUGCUCUUCAACCUAUACGACGAGUGGCUCAAGAGCAUCUCGUCGUACACCGCCUUCUCCCGUCUUGUCUUGAUCCUGCGUGCCCUCCACGUCAACCCAGACAAGACGAAGCUCAUCAUGCGCCCGGACAAGACGGUCAUCACCCAAGACCACCACAUCUGGCCCUCGCUCUCCGACGAGGACUGGAUCAAGGUCGAGACGCAGCUGCGCGACCUCAUCCUCAACGACUACGGAAAGAAGAACAACGUCAACGUCUCCAGUCUGACGAGCAGCGAAGUUCGCGACAUCAUCCUGGGUAUGGAGAUCUCCGCGCCCUCCAUGCAACGCCAGCAGGCGGCCGAGAUCGAGAAGCAGCAGCAGGAGCAGCAGCAGCUCACGGCCGUGACGACAAAGACGCAAAACGUCCACGGCGAGGAAAUCAUCGUCACGACGACGUCGCAAUUCGAGCAGCAGACCUUUGCCUCCAAGACGGAGUGGCGCACCCGCGCCAUCGCCACGUCCAACCUGCGCACAAAGGCCAACAACAUUUACGUCUCGUCCGUCGACAACGAUCUCGAGGAAAUCACCUACGUCAUGCCAAACAACAUCCUCAAACGCUUCAUCACCAUCGCCGACCUCCGCGUCCAGGUCGCCGGCUACCUCUAUGGAUCCUCCGCCCCAGACAACGACCAAGUCAAGGAGAUCAAGUGCAUCGUCAUGAUCCCUCAGAUCGGCGGCCUGCGCAACGUUCAGCUGCCCCAGCAGCUCCCGCAGCACGAGUUCCUCGAGGGCAUGGAGCCCCUCGGCGUAAUCCACACCGCCUCGGGCGCAGAACUGCCCUACAUGUCCGCCGCCGACGUCACAGAACACGCGCGCCUCCUCGACGCCCACGGCGCCUGGGACAAGCACGACACCGUCACCGUCAACGUGGCCUUCACGCCCGGUUCCGUCUCCCUCUCGGCCUGGGGCCUCACGCCCACCGGAUACAAGUGGGGCGCCGACAACAGGGACUUGCAGAGCGACCAGCCCCAAGGUUUCACGACGAGCAUGGGCGAGAAGCGCAAGCUCCUGCUCAGCCCGCGCUUCCGCGGCUUUUUCCUCGUGCCGGAGAGCGGCAUGUGGAACUACAGCUUCAUGGGCUCGGCCUUUGCCGGCAUGGAGAAGAAGCCCGUCCACGUCAAGCUCGAUACACCCCUGCCGUUCUACAGCGACCAGCACCGUCCCGUGCACUUCCACAGCUUUGCUGAGCUGGAGGACAUCUGGGUCGACCGGACGGAUAACUUUGCUUAA